Pimephales promelas (fathead minnow) is the source of this 1562-nucleotide messenger RNA. The record is from RefSeq and is a predicted model, not a curated record. NCBI's taxonomy places the organism in Eukaryota, Metazoa, Chordata, Actinopteri, Cypriniformes, Leuciscidae.
AACAUGAUGUGUCCGGGGAUGUUAUCUUAUAUGAUGGAUUUUACAGUUCAAAGGACUGACGUCUGAGCUAAUGGGAUGUCUGACAUAGAAGUACAUGACAUCAGAGCUACAUAUUGAUGGAACUUUUGGUUAGUCAAAUUCAUGAGACAUCGCUCAAUCCAGAAGAAUGACAGGGCACUCAGAGGAAGAAACAACAUCUAUGUCCAUGAAGGAGGGCAGAGAAAAACGUGUAUCAUUUCCCCCAGACGAGGAGAUGGUGUCUGACUUUGUGGAGAACAGGGUUCAACUUCAAGAGGCUGACAGUCUCAGUCUGACAGAUAUAAUUCUGGCCUACAAGCAGAGCUGUGAAAAGCACCAGGUGAAACCAAACACAAAGGCUCUUGAUCAAUUAAAGCAAAUUACUUGUGUUACCGACAGAGCCAGGUGUUUUGACCUGUCAGGUGAACGGUUAGAUUAUUGCUCCUGUGAAUCUCUUGAAGAGAUCCUGAAAUCAGUGCAAUUUGAUUUUAUCAGCCUGCAGGGGGCCGAGCUGGAGGAAAAUGGAGCAUCAUCUUUGCUGGAUAUGUUUUUGUACUACGAAUCAGCUACGCACCUCAACAUGUCCUCAAACUCAGGAAUGGGAUACUCAGGUUGGCUUUCACUGUCACACCUCCUCCGACGGAGUGGAUGCCUGUGGAGGCUGGAUGCCUGCAACGUGCCUAUGGUGGACUACGCCGCACAGGCCUUGUCAAAAGCCCUUCUCACCAGCAGGCUGACAGUGCUGCACCUUGAAAACACCUGCCUGAGCGGCAAACCUCUCUUCACACUUGUCGGUGCUCUGAAAAGGAACAGCGCUUUGCAGGAGCUUUACCUCUCUGAAAACAAGCUUAACGGCUACCAGGACUCCAUGCAACUUGCAGACCUCCUUAAAUACAACAACACUCUUAGAGCCUUGGACCUAAGCAACAAUGCCACGUCUGACUCAGGUUUGGAGGAGAUUUGUGAUGCUUUGAGGUUUCAGAAGACUGGUUUGAGAACGCUGAUACUGAGUAACAAUCAUAUCACUCAUCGUGGCAUGAGCCAUUUACAGAAUGUUCUGCCCCACUUAAAAACCCUCGAAACAUUAAACCUUGGAAAAAACAACCUUGAGAACAGAGGCAUUCACACGCUAAAGGAGUCCCUCAUGAUCAAUCGCUCUUUAUUGCAACUUGGCCUAGCUGCCACAGGAAUAACAUGCGAGGGUAGGGUUCGUAAUAUUGCUUUUCUAAAUUUCUACCUCUUUGGCACAUUCUCUCUUUAUAGAUUUCCUUUUUUUCUGGAGUUUAUUUCUGUUUCACCUUAUAACUAAGCCUGUAUUUUCUACCCAUGGUGCCAGGUGCUGUGACUUUGGCUGAGAUCCUUGCAGAAAGUCGACAUAUCCAGCGGUUGGACGUACGGCAGAAUCAUGUGCUUGCUGGGGGCCUCAUGGCUUUCUCAUUGGCCUUAAAGAUCAACCGUUCACUCAUCAGACUGGAUUUGGACCAACACGUGAAAGAGGAAAAGGAGGUCUUCCUGGUGGAAACGCAGAAGACUCUGCUGAGCAG